Messenger RNA from Cylicostephanus goldi, 336 nucleotides. Lineage: Eukaryota; Metazoa; Nematoda; Chromadorea; Rhabditida; Strongylidae. The record is from the annotation of a GenBank genome assembly.
AUGAACACUUGCAAAGAUCGCGCUAGCAUUUCGACAUGUGUUAUUUUAGUCUGCCGUUGCGUAAUGUCUGGACCGGGAGAGCGUUUCCACGUUUUGGCACAACUGGACCAUCUGCAUUCUAAAUACACAGGGACAGGGCAUGCCGAUACAACUCGUUACGAGUGGAUGACGAAUCAGCUGCGAGACACACGAGCUUCUCAGAUGAGCCAUCCUGGUAUGACGUCGUUUAUCGCCAUUGUUGAAAAUGAGUCUCGCGCCAGAACGCGGUACAACCUUUUGAAUCGUAUGAUACUUCCAUGUGGUCCACCACCAGAAAAGUCUCCUCUGGAUGAUUGA